AUGGAACUUGGUGGGAAGUUAAUUGCUGAUAACUUAGAUUCUACAGACACAGAUGACCCUGCUGAUGAGUUUGAAGAACUUUUACCAAAGCACAAGAAACGUAAGACUACUAUAGUCCAGUUACCAACUAAAGCUAUUCGUCAAAGAAAAGCUAAUCACAUGCCACAACACAGUUCAAAGCAAAAUAGAUGCAGAAAUGAGGGUUGUUAUAAAAAAACUACAGUUACCAGCAAAAAAUGUGCUGUGUAUUUAUGUUUCACGACUCAGAGAAACUGUUUUAAAGCUUUUCAUAAUCCAUAA
This is a messenger RNA of Parnassius apollo (apollo), 300 nucleotides long. Lineage: Eukaryota; Metazoa; Arthropoda; Insecta; Lepidoptera; Papilionidae. The record is from the annotation of a GenBank genome assembly.